Molecule: messenger RNA, 2206 nt
Organism: Anolis sagrei ordinatus
Lineage: Eukaryota; Metazoa; Chordata; Lepidosauria; Squamata; Anolidae
Source: RefSeq, a predicted model, not a curated record
UGUGGGUUGUGCAUCCCCUGUUUGCAUCACAUCUGUUUUUGCAAGCCGAGUGCAGCCAAACUGACCUUUUUCCUGCUGCAAAUCCAUGCACCAUCAUUGGGGAACGCGUUUUGCUGGAGCCAGGGGGACUUCCUUCUGUCUCUGAGCGUGUUCCGCUUGGAAUUGCUGUGGAAAUAGCUCCGUUGAGAAACUCGCCAGAAGUACCAGAAAUAAAAUAAACUCCAAGUCCCAGGAAAUCCCAUGCCUUUGCCAGUGAGCAGAUGUGUUUGGAUCAUUCUCAGUGCAUUUGAAUUGGAGGCUUUUGGAAAUACUUCAUCCGACUGAAGACUAUGCCGUACCAGGGAAAAGAGCAUCUUGCGAAGCGUUGCAAUUCCGCUCUCUUGCUUUCUGACCUGUGAUAGUCCAGGUUUGGCGUCUUUCCCCAAAGUAGGAGGAUGCGCUCCCCAUCUGGCCUCUGUUUCCUGGACUUAAAAGGGGUCAGUGGUAUUUUAGCCUCCUUUUGCACUUAGCGGCGAGGCUGCUGAAGCGCUUAGAUUAAGCCGCGUUUGAUCCUGGUCAGGAUUUGGAGCAGAGCGGAAAGGAAGGCGCUGCGGUCAGUAGCGUCACAAGCCGAGGAGGUAGUAUGAAGAAACUGCUCAGGAUUAAGCUGAUCAGUGGCGGUUCUAUUGUAAGCGCCGAGGCAGUAUGGGAUCACGUCACCAUGGCCAACCGGGAGUUGGCGUUUAAAGCAGGAGACGUCAUCAAGGUCCUGGAUGCCUCCAACAAGGACUGGUGGUGGGGACAGAUCGAUGACGAGGAGGGGUGGUUCCCCGCCAGCUUCGUAAGACUAUGGGUCAACCAAGAAGAUGGAGUUGAGGAAGGCCCGAGCGAAGUUCAGAAUGGGCACUUGGACCCCAGCGCCGCGGACUGCCUUUGCCUGGGCAGGACCCUCCAGAACCGGGACCAGAUGAGAGCCAACGUCAUCAACGAAAUCAUGAGCACCGAGCGCCACUAUAUCAAGCACCUGAAGGACAUUUGCGAGGGUUACUUGAAGCAAUGUCGGAAGAGGCGGGACAUGUUCAGCGAUGACCAGUUGAAGAUCAUCUUUGGCAACAUUGAGGACAUCUACCGGUUCCAGAUGGGCUUUGUGAGGGACUUGGAGAAGCAGUACAACAAUGAGGACCCGCAUCUCAGUGAAAUCGGACCGUGUUUCCUGGAGCAUCAAGAUGGCUUUUGGAUCUAUUCCGAGUACUGUAACAACCACUUGGACGCCUGCAUGGAGCUCUCUAAGCUGAUGAAAGAUGGCAGGUACCAGCACUUCUUUGAAGCGUGCCGUCUCUUGCAGCAGAUGAUUGACAUUGCCAUCGACGGGUUCUUACUGACACCGGUGCAGAAGAUCUGCAAGUACCCCCUGCAGCUGGCAGAACUGCUGAAGUACACGGCCCAGGACCACAGUGAUUACAGGUAUGUGGCUGCAGCCCUUGCCGUCAUGAGGAAUGUGACCCAGCAGAUAAAUGAGAGGAAACGGAGACUAGAAAACAUCGACAAGAUUGCUCAGUGGCAGGCCUCAGUUCUGGAUUGGGAGGGAGAUGACAUCUUGGACCGCAGUUCCGAACUGAUCUACACAGGAGAAAUGUCCUGGAUCUAUCAGCCCUACGGACGAAGCCAGCAGCGUGUGUUCUUCCUCUUCGAUCACCAGAUGGUUCUCUGCAAAAAGGAUCUGAUACGAAGAGACAUCCUCUACUACAAAGGGCGCAUUGACAUGGAUCGGUAUGAGUUUGUGGAUAUAGAAGACGGGAGGGACGACGACUUCAACGUGAGCAUGAAGAACGCCUUCAAGCUUCACAACAAGGAGACCGAGGAUGUGCACUUAUUUUUUGCCAAGAAGCUGGAGGAGAAACUGAGGUGGCUGAGAGCUUUCCGGGAGGAGCGGAAGAUGGUGCAAGAAGAUGAGAAGAUAGGUUUUGAGAUUUCUGAGAAUCAGAAGCGGCAAGCGGCCAUGACAGUAAGGAAAGUCAGUAAGCAAAAAGGUGUCGGCUAUUCUCGAUCUGUUCCUCCCGCUUACCCGCCACCCCAGGAUCCGCUAAAUCAGGGACAAUACUUGGUGACCGACGGCAUAGCCCCGACCCAGGUCUACGAAUUCGCCGAACCCAAACGCAGCCAGUCCCCAUUCUGGCAAAACUUCAGCAGGUUAACGCCAUUCAAAAAAUAAUAUAUAGAGUGAAGU